UCUAGCUUAUUGUUCGUCAAGAUUAUUCUUCACUGGAAGUUUGACGCUGUCAAAACGAUGAGGGGUAGAUUUGGUUCUGUUUUUGUGAUUCUUGUGCUCUUAACAAUCGCGCGGAGUCGAAAAAUAUAUUCAGGAAAAGACAUCGACUUGAAACGUUUAUGCGGAGUAUGGUAUCUAACAUUUGGUGUAAAUAACUGGGACUGGAAUGUUUUGUGGGGAUGUCACCUCAUGGUACCUUUCAACACAACAGAGAACGAUAUGAAUGUUUAUUCAUACAAAUAUCCCAAGAACAAAUUAGAUGCUCAUGUUUCAAUCAUCGAUGAUGUGAGGCGGGAUUCUUUGGAUUAUUAUUGGAUAUAUUCACAAAUGGAUGGUCAAUGGGAGAACAUCAAAUUGUUCAACGAACAAAGAAGAUCAGGCAUCAUUAAUAAAUCCUCUCAAGUCCAAGAUAAACAAUGGUAUCAUUCUCAUCGACAUCGCUUUUAUACAGACUACGAGACAUAUCUCUGUGUGCUGUCGUCUGCAAGCGAGGAUCGAAAAAUUCUGCAAUGUUUCACCCGGACUCCAUCGUUAUCUGGCGAGGAUAUUUCCUCGUUGACGUCGUUUGCAACUGAACAAGGAAUCGACGCAGCGACGUUAACUACCUUCGGAUGUGGAGAUCUGGUUCCGACAAAUUAUUUGUUGGGUUAACAAUAGUAUAAGCAUUUUUGUGACAUGUCGUUUUAGUUGUAAUAAUUCAGAAGUGGUCUUAAAUCUUUAUAAAACAAAAACACCGAUUAUACAAGUAUAAAAUUUGUUGUGAUUUAUCAAAAAUUUGAUUCUUGACAUAUUAGGUGGGAACAUUCAAACCGUUUCUUCUUAAUGCAUAAUCACACAAAAAAUUUUAUUCCUGAAAUUGAUUUCAUCAUUGUUUGAAAUAAAAGAUCUUCAAGAUCUAUACAAUAUCGCAAUCAGUUAUUGGAGACGUCUUGGUUCAAAUUUGUAAAAGCUUCCGGCUUGCCACAAUGGAGAUAGUUUUGCAAUUGACUGUAAAAUCAUAUUUAUUUUGCACAAAAUAUGACGAAGUCGUCUU
This is a messenger RNA of Styela clava, 1072 nucleotides long. The record is from RefSeq and is a predicted model, not a curated record. Lineage: Eukaryota; Metazoa; Chordata; Ascidiacea; Stolidobranchia; Styelidae.